AUGUGCAGGCCGGAGGAGUGUUUCGACGAGAGAAUGGACGAAACAAUUGAUUCUGACCGACCAUGCAUUUCUGCUUGCAUACUCCGAACUCGAGAAAUCAUCAGACGCGCUGGAAGGUAUUGUGUGACUGUAGCCGACUCGAAGCUGCUUGUGCAGCAAGCAGUUGUUCCACUGGAAAGGGUCGCACAGAAGCAAAAGAAAAACCCGGGUGCUGAAGACUCCUUUAUCUGGUGA
Gongylonema pulchrum is the source of this 234-nucleotide messenger RNA. The record is from the annotation of a GenBank genome assembly. Lineage: Eukaryota; Metazoa; Nematoda; Chromadorea; Rhabditida; Gongylonematidae.